This is a messenger RNA of Tyto alba (common barn owl), 10869 nucleotides long. RefSeq names its product APC membrane recruitment protein 2 (gene AMER2). Gene Ontology annotation, biological process: regulation of canonical Wnt signaling pathway. The transcript is spliced from 2 exons. Gene Ontology annotation, molecular function: phosphatidylinositol-4,5-bisphosphate binding; beta-catenin binding. Gene Ontology annotation, cellular component: plasma membrane. The record is from RefSeq and is a predicted model, not a curated record. The coding region runs from base 539 to 2254 and encodes 571 amino acids. NCBI's taxonomy places the organism in Eukaryota, Metazoa, Chordata, Aves, Strigiformes, Tytonidae.
GUGGAGCCGCGACGCCCUCCCCGGGGCACCGGGGAGCCUGGCUUUGCGUGGGGGGAGAACGGGAAGCAGAGGGGCUGUGACCCACCGGCGGGGCCGUGGGCUGCAGGCGGGCGAGGAGAGCGGGCCCACCCGCGGCCACCCCCGCCGGACCCCGCGGGGCGGGGCGGGGGGGGGUGUGUGUGUGUGUGCGCGCCUCCCCCCUCAUGCAGGCCCGGCCCGGCCCCGGCCGCAGGAGGAAAGGGGUUAAGUUAUGUAAAGCCCUUUUGGGGAGGGGUGGAGGCAGGGGCGCUGCCGGCGGAGCUGCGGCGGCUCAGGUUGGCUCAGAGCGGGCGGCGGCGGCCUGGCGCAGGCCCGCGGCGGAGGAAAAGCGGCUUAUCCCCCCCCCCCCCCCACCGCCACCCUCCGUGUUGCCAUGGAGACGGGCGGGCGGCGGCGGCGGCGGCGGCGCUGUCAGUGAGGGAUCGCACCGGGCACCGGGGCGGCGGCGGCGGCGGAGGGGAGGCCGCGGCGGCGGCGGCGGCGGCGGGCAGCGGCAGACAUGGACUCGCAGUGCGACUGUGCCGAGCCUCCGGCCGCCGAGCAGCCGUCGGGGAGGAUUAACAAAACCGCCUUCAAACUGUUCAGGAGGAGGAAAUCCGGGGGCACCAUGCCGAGCAUCUUCGGGGUGAGGAGCAAAGGCGGGGAGGGGAAAGGCGCCAGCAAAGCGGGGAUGGUGCGGAGCCGGACGCACGACGGCUUGGCCGACGCCGUGCUGGAGAGCGGCAAGAAGGAGGAACCGGGCGGCGGCGACCCGCAGAGCAAGGAGGCGCAGGGCCGGCCGGCCGGCAGCCUCGGCGUCUCCCCCGGCGGCUCGGUGGCCAAGUCGCACAGCUUCUUCGCCCUGCUGAGGAAGAACGGCAGGCCGGAGAACGGCAAGGCGGAGAGCGCGGAGCAGCGGGCUGGCGGCAGACAAAAGAAGGGGCUGAAAGGGAUCUUCAGCAGCAUGCGGUGGCAUAAGAAGGACAAAAAUGGCAAGGAGGAGAGGGGGGAAGCCUCGGAGAUGCCGUCCGGUCUUAUUAUGCCGGGGUCUUUGACUGCCAGCCUGGAGUGCAUCAAAGAGGAGACGCCAAAACCUUUGUCUGAAACUCCGACCAGCGCAGGAGACCCCGGGCUGGAGCCGCCGCGGGAGAAGCGCGGAGGCGAGGCGCACGCCUCGGCCGGGGAGCCCGAAGCGGGCGGGGGGGAGCCGCGGCCCCGCAGCCCCCCGCCCCGGGAGGACCCUGCCGCGGCUGGACGGCGACCCGAGGAGCUCUGCCGCCAGCGACCGGAGCCGGGCGCCGGAGAGGUUGGGACUGCGAAGGAUGCGGCCAUAACAGGCUGCGGAGAUAUUAUUGCGGACCAUGAGGAGGAUGUGGGCGGCGGGAGUGGCGGCUGCGAGAAGAGCACCCCCGGGCCCGGCAAGCUGGGUGUCUCCAAGAAGCACCCCACCAUGGUGGCCUACCAGGGAGGAGGGGAGGAGAUGGCCAGCCCGGACCAGGUGGAUGACACCUACCUGCAGGAGUUCUGGGAUAUGCUGUCGCAGACAGAGGAGACCCAGACAGAAGGAGGAGGAGGAGGAGGAGGAGGAGGUGGAGGUGGAGGAGGGACAAAGAAGCCCGAGGGGUUGAAGGAGAACCGAGGUACCCAGGGGGCCCAGAACAGGGUGGCGGUGAAACGUGGUGGCCUCCACCAGAUUCCCGUUCACCUCAACCACAAAGAGGAGCAGAAGGGUAGGGAGAAGGAGCAGCACGAAGGCAUCCCAAACAGCGACGAGGGCUACUGGGAUUCCACCACCCCGGGUCCUGAGGAAGAUGGUUCCACAAGCAUCCAGAAGGAGACCAUUCCCAGGGACAGCUACAGUGGGGAUGCUCUCUACGACCUCUACGCCGAGCCGGAUGAGAACCCACCAGCAGGGCCCGUGGAUGAAGAGGUCACCUGUGUGCCACGCUCCAAGCCCGUGUCUCCGAUAACGACCACGUGCUCACUGAAAACACCCUCAAGCACAGUGAAGGACUCCAAGAUACCCAUCAGCAUUAAACACCUUUCAUCGCAUCCUGCCAGCCAUGGAGCAGACGCCAGUAACAGCCAUCACAUCGCACACCAUCACCUGGCCAAAAGCGAGAUGCACAGAACAAAAAUCCCUGUCUCUAAAGUACUGGUACGCCGGGUCAGUAACAGGGGCUUAGCAGGGACAACAGUGAAGGCUGCCACAUACCAGGACAGUGCGAAAAAGUAGUUGAGUGGAGGUGGAGACAAAGAUGAACAGCAAGGACGAUGCAUGAAAGUCUGCGUAGGAGACCACAGAAAACGAAUUAGUUUUGCAUCACCUGAAGAAAGGCACCUAAAAGGCUUACUUCACUGUACUCCAUAGGCCUGCACUUCCAAAUCCCUUCUUACUAGACAGUGUGACUGAAUAUAAAAAGUCGACUUCUUUUUGAGCACUUUUUUUUUUUUACAUUUGUAUCUUUUUUCUGCAGCACUAAACACUGGGGAGGUUCAUUUUUACAUGCCUUUUUGGAAGCAGGACUUGGAUUAUGAACCUAAAUGAGCAUCCUUCCUCACGCAAAGCAGUGCCAUGAGUUCUUCAAGGGAACAGAGUUACAAAAGGAGCAACACGAGAGGUUCUCCAAUACGCUUCUCUUUUAAUCAUUUCUGGGGGAGGAGUGGAGGGUGGGUGCCUGGCUCCGAAAAUGGUGUUUGCUCUACAAGAUGUUGGAAAAAAUGCCAAGCAAAAAACAACCAACCUAACAGGUAUUUUACCUGCUGUAGGAACGAGAGCACUGCUCAGCAGCAGAGUUGAUUGACUUGUGUGCAGGAGCUAACUAAGGAGUUAGAUGGACUUGUCUAACAGGAAAACAUAUUUUUGUUUGUCCGUCUGUCUGGUUGGUUUUGAUCUGGUCUAAUGUAAAUGGGUAACAGAGACACCUGACGUAGGUUCAGAUGUUUACAUCAAUACUUGUCCGAAAAUGCAUACAAUCAGGUUCAGGGAAACAUUUUACUAAAUGCCAAUAUAUACACACUGUUCACAUUUAUACAAUAACUUGCUCGCCAUGUGUAAAUAUAUACAUAUUUUAGUAGAUUUACUCAAUGCUACAAAUUUUUUUAUAUAUAAAAAAAAAAUCACCUGUCUGUAUUAUCUAGAGUUUAAGCAAGAGUUAGUUUUUAUAGGUAGAUAAUCUUACGGUUCUAAAAUGAUAGAACUUUGUGUAAGUACCUUAAAUUAGAGCAAAACUCUGUUUUGUAUGGGCUCAUGCAUCCCCAGAUAAGUAAGUCUGAAGUGCUGAUUUUAUUCCAGUGGCUCAUUCCAUGGGUCAGGCUGAGGUUCUGACAGCAUUGCCACUGCAAGCCUCUAUUUUCAGGGGUUUGGACAAAGUUGCUCUGGGCUUAAACCUUAGAGAGAAGGAACCCAGGAAAGAAACGUGUUUUUUAAUUAUUAUUUUUUAAAAUAUAUAAAAUUAGUUUUUGACUAUUUAAAGAAAGUUUGGGUUCUCAUUGCUUUUUAUUUUCAUUCCUAAUAAUGUCAGAAUAAUUUUACUUUAAGAGAGAAAAAGAAAUAUGGUAAGCUAGUGGUACAUAAAAUGGUCUGAUGAGCUUAGAUCUUAGGAGAAAUGUAUUAAUGGCCAGGACACUUUUGAAUGGUGGCUACUGUACAUGGGCAUUGACAACAUUUCAAAGAAAUUUAAUAGGGUUUUAAUGUGCCUGAGGACAUAUUUUUGUGAUACACUGAAAAAGCUUCAAAAAUCACUGAAGUCUAAAGGUAAAUGUUAUGUAUUUACAAAAUAUUUUGAUAUGAGUAUUUAAUCAUCAGACCACAGUUAAUAUAAAAUAUAUGCUCCAGUGUAUCUGAAAAAUAAUAUACAUUUUAAAAAUAUACAUGUCUAUAUUAUGCAGGGAAUCCUAAAUUCACAUCAUUGAAGCUAAUGGGUCUGAUCUUACAUAGCAGUUGGUUUUAUUGUCUCUUAAACUGAAAGAAGAAAAGGAAAAUAAAUAUACAGAAUAUACAUUUGAAGGAUAUUAAGGUUAUAGAUAAACCAUAAAAAGCCAGGAAAUACCAUACUAAGAAUUGUAUAUGUGUAUAUGUGUGGUUCACUGGGGAAGGGACACUGUAGUCACGAGGGUAAAAUUGGCAUCUAGUUCUGAAAUUACUGCAGGAUUUAAUACCGAACUGCAGUGCCCCAGUGGAUAGGGACAAGGUGUCGGUUUUCCCGAUCAGUCCGUUUUCAUGGUUUGAGUAAGAACCUUAAUACACUUCAAAGAAGAUUAUUUUAUAUGUUUCCUUUCCAAUGUGUAUGUGUGUGGUUUUCUACCUGCCUCCUCGCAGACGUGUUGUACAUAUGCAUGUGUAGUCAGAGCGCGCCUCCUCCGAGGGUACGGGCACCCGGGCGAAGGCGCACGCCCGUGCACACCCGCGCUCGGAUGUGGACAGGGCCAUGCGUGCACGCUCCCAGGCACAGGCCGAGGGGGUGUGCACUAGGUCUGGCUCCAGACACGCUGGCGGUGGUUUCCUUUGCCUGAGAAGGGGAUUUGCAUUUGGCCUGACUCUGCUUGUGCGUUUUAGAAAGCUUAAAGCUGAAAUGCUCUCGAAAGGAUGAAUGUACAGAACAUGGAGUAUUAUCCUGGUCCUCAGCCCUAAACCUAACAUUCUUUUUUCUGUUCUUUUGUUUUCAUUUGACUGUAAGGGACGCAUCUUUCCUUGCAUGACAACUCUGCAGAAAAAUCGUAAUUCCCCAUUUUAUUGUAAGGACAAAUUGUGCAGAGAGAUUCUAUAGGAUACUGGAAGUUGAGAGGGAGGGAGGAUGUUGUGAGCUGGGGGUAGUACCAUAAAAACUGGAAGCACUGAGUACAGGUAGUAGGAGUGGUGCAUCUUUUAAACCACUAGAAGAUAUCAGCUACCGUCUACAGGACUUGUGUGUGGCAAAUUAUUCAUCAUGUGCAUUUUGUUUGCACUGUGGCAUGUCUGUAUUGCAAAACCAAUAGAGUGACACUAGACUAGCUCCCCCUCACGUAACGACUAACACGAAUCAUCAUUAAAAUGCUUUGGCUUCCCAUCAUUUUUUUUUUACCUCUCUCUCCUUUGUUUUCUGCCCCGUUUUCCCUCCGUCCCCUGCAUGCUGGCGGGCGGCUUCUUCCCCGGUGCUAACCCCGGGUGCGGAGCGGGGAGCCCUGGGGUGGGAGGGUGACCGCGCUGCCUGCCGGGGCCAGGUGCCCCCCAGCUACCCUCCCAAGCUUUCUAUCGCAUACCCAGUGUAAGUACAUUUUGCAAAUCUCUUGGCAGUUCAUUUGGCUGCUUGCUGUGUACAUAUUUUAAGGACAAUCAUAUCCAUAAAAGGAAAAUGGGAAAGUAGCUUGUAGUAGGGCGUCAGUAUUUUGAAUCAUUGCGACAUACUGACGUUGAUUCAGGGUAAUGGUUGUGUGAGAGUAAAAAUACAAUGUAAUGCUCAGAUUAACUUUGUAUUUAUACAACUCACUUUUGUCUUUAAGCCAUCUAUGGUUUUUAUUUCUAAAGGUAAUAGAAAAUUUAAUACUUACUAGGGCUUUCAAUUUUCAUGGAAAUAUAUUUGUAUAACUCCACUCAAUGCCCAAGAACAAUCACUGGAAGGAGGUUCAAAGGCUUUCUUUAGACGUAUAUUUAAUUCUUGAAAGAUCCCUGUAAAAUACUGUGAGAUGCCUAAGAACAAACAGUUAAUGGCUUUGCUGGAUUUAAAGGCUGAGACGUGAAGAGGUAAUAGUCCCGGGGCAUUCUGUGGUGGUUUGCAUUCUUAUUUAUGUUACCCUGUUCAAGCAUAUAUUUUCCUUGGCUUUGAUAGGUAUCAAGGUAGAAAUGAUGUUCUGAGUCCCAAACAUUCCCAAUGCUGUUGUCAUUUUGCUUUUCUUAAAGAGUACUUCUCUUCAUUUGUUUUGUUAUUUUGUGGUCUGAAUGAUGCUUUGUAAUUAUCAGCUUGUAUGUCAUUCAUAAAGGAUUUUAUAGAUCAGGACUUGGCAUUUAGUUAUAUGUACUCUUUGCACUUUCAGGUCACUACUGGUAAAUUUUGUAUGUUCUUAGGAUAUUUCUAUAUAUUGCAUAGUGUUUUCUAGCUAUCUGCAGUGAUUUCAGUGGUAUACAUUCCUGCCCUAUAUAUCAGCACAAAAUAUUUCCUUUUGGUAGCACGAAAUGAUGUUUUUCUGGACUUCUUUUGUCAUGAUAGGAGUUAAGUUUCCUGUACUAUAUGUGUGGCCUGCAACAGACUUAAAGGGUCUUAUUUUUCCUGUAGUGAAUAUGAAUUUUGCUCUUGCCAAUAAUAGGACUCAAACACACGUAGCAGAUUUCAGAAGAAAUUCCAUGACUAGAAUAAGAAAAAUCUAUGUUCAAUCUUAUUCCAUCAAUCACCAGCAUUUUCUUCAUCCACUGUGAAUACCCUCACUGCUAUUCAGGGUAGUAGAGGACUGGAUUUUAAAAAUUACAUGCCUAGAUGUACACUAUGAAAAUUAAUUCGCUGAUUAUUUUUUAAUGAAUCAUACUAAAUUAUUUAUCUAAGCUAAGUGAAUAUUGCACCAAAGUCUUCAAAACGUCUGAUACAGAUGGCAUUUUCAGUAAGAUGCUAUAAGUGCAGAUAAGCCAAAUUAACAGCCUUUGCUCAGCAAAGCAAAACCUUGUUGAUUCUUAAAUUUGUAGUACUGACUGAGCUUGAAGAUCAAAGGGAGCCACUGAUUCUGCCUACAUAGCCAUGCUUGAAGGUUUUUUUUUUCCAUGCUCUAAUGGACUACUUUCAGAAAAGGCUUUUCAGCAAGAUAAUGGUAUGAAAGAGACAGUUCACAGUAACAAUAGCCACUUACAAGGCAGAUGGUUAUCUAACAGCCACAAUGGGGGACUCUAAGCAAGGUGGCCUGAAAAUGUAUUUUCAUAGUUACUGAUAUGAAAGGCUGAGGCUUCUGUCUUGGAAAAACAAAUUGACACGGACUCAGAGAUGCUGCAGGAAUGAGUCUUGACACAGUUUACAUGUAACAGCUUCUGCAGGGUUUGUUUGUGUUUUUUUUUUUUUUUUUUUUUUUUUUAAUUUAUUUUGGCUUUUCCUUUUUUCUUUUUUUUUUUUUUUUGUUCAUUUGUUUGCUUUUUUUUUGCUUGUGCUUUGUUUAUGUUUUUAUUACGAUGACAUAACCCUAGGUGUCUGAGCAGAAUUGCACAACAACUGACCCUUCUGAGAUUCAAUUCUGAGAAUACACUGUCAGUUGUCUUCAGCAGCUGGGGACUGGUUCUAGCUGAACAUCCCUCCCUUCCAUUGCGGGAUGGGAGGUAUGGGAUGAUGGGAUUCCCUUGACAUGAGUCUGUGUGCUGCUUACUGUGACCGGGAGGUAUCUGAAUCUGUCUUGCUGUUUGUGUUCAGGAGGUAGUUUAUUUUUAAUUUGACUCACAGGAAUUUUUUUAGCUCAUCAUUAGCUCACAUCUUGUCUUCCUUGUGAGCACCUUGGCAUGGAAUGGUCAGCACUGAUUUGGUGUUUCCUAGGUCCCUUUCAUGUAGGCAGAAAUGGAAGAACUUGUCAUAUGCGAAGGAGUAAGCGCUAUAACCAUUUGAGCCACGUUCUGGGGGUUUUUAUUCCUGCAAAUGCAGGUUGUUAAAGCUCUUCUUGCCUCAGAGGGCUUCUCCAUCCAAAACAGUGAGUACUGUUGCCUGUGACUCCUUUUUUUUUUUUUUUUUUUUCCUCUCUGUUUCCCAUUCCCUCUCAGCCAUGCUGCAGUUGCUUGGGAGACUGAGAUUUUUGAUCUAGCCUUCCAGCACUAGAAAAGAGGAGCUGCUGCCAGUGUGUUCUUCAGGAGGUCUUUGCUCCUACUUCUUGGUCUUGAAAAAAUUAAUUCAUGUUCAGAACAAGCAGCAAAGAUAUUUAAAAUGGAGAUCUCUGCUGUAUGAUCUCAUACACGUGGGUGAAGAUAUUGAGUGAUAUUUUGCAUAGAGUGGAAUAUAUCCCUCCGCUUUUCCUGUUGUGGACAAUUUAGCAAAUCUAGCAGGGAAGCCUGUCACUCUUGUAGGAAAGCCCAGAAGCUGUUUGUUAUGGAGACUGUGCCCAGAUUUCCUUUAUCUUUAGUAAGAACUGCUUUUCUUUUUUCCUUUCUGUACAUAUUUAAAUAAAUAGAACCAAAGUUUUGAUGGAGAGAGGAAAAGGUUAAGUGCUUCACAGGGCAAGGAGUUUAAACAGCUAGGCUGAAAGGCUUCUUGUAGCAGUGGCUAAAAGAAGAAGAUUGCUUUGCCUACUUCAGCAUCACAUCCAAGCAAUGCUUUACAAUAGAAGCUAAUCCAGCUAUGGCCAGAAAGUUAGAAAACCGGCAUUUGCCAACAUGACAAUCUCUUUCCAAGGUCCAGUUCUGCGGUGACAAAGCUUCCACUGAGUCCAGUAAGAACUGGAGAAGGUCCUUGAUCUCUUAAUCUUAAGGAAAUAGGAAGUGUUUCUUAAAUAAGUCUUCCUUUUUUUGUAAAGAUGAACAUUAUUCAGGUGAUUGUGCAGUCUUUUAUAUUACUCUAGUAGUAUUUUCACUGAGCUGAAUGCAAAACAUCUUUCCAUUGUUUUUCCAUUUUAACAAGCAGCCACUCCCACACAUAAUGCCAGUGCUCAGCAUGUUUAAAUUACAGCUAAUACACUCACUGCCUUCCUUAAUUUAACCUGUGAUGAUAAAACCAGGAUCAGAUCCUUUUCAGUGCACUAAAACCCUGGCUUAUUGUGGUGGUGUUCGUGUUUUUUGAUACGGUAACUAAUGAUGCCUCCCUUUAAUUAUUACACAGCCACGUUUUAAAUCUGUUUUUAGGGAAAAUGGUAUGUAGGGACUGAAUGGUAAGAUCUUUAACCAAUUUUUAUUAUUUUGGAUGGUGUUGCAUCAAAACAGUUGCUAUUUCAGUAUCAGGUUGUUUCCAUGGGCUUUUUAUACAGAUGCAUUGGAAGCUUUGAACAUAAUGUGCUCGUAAAAGGAAAUUUGCUACAUCUGCUUUGAAUUAAGCCUGACCUUAAAAUGUAAAAGCUACACAUCUGGUGAUGUUUCUUAGUUAAUGGCAGCAAAGGGAAAGGUCUGCCCCAAGUCACCUGCACCCCGUGGACUGGGGGAGCAAGGCACUGUCCCCAGGAGAAUUUGCUGCCUGUUUCAGCAGAGGGGUGCGGGGGAUCACCAUGAAGUGUCUGCCAGGUUGGAUGGCAGCAGGAAAAGCUAGGGUUGUGGUGCUGUGCUGGGGUGGGAGGGUUGGGAAGGUGACUGGGAGAUGGGCUGAAAGCAAGGGCUGGACCUCUGGUUCUUGUGGAAAAAGAGAGUUAAACAUAUGCGGGUCAAAUCUGGCUCCUCUUUUUCUUGCAGUGAUGCUCGGAUUGCUGUGUCACACUGAGUUAGGAGCCUGACUGUGGGAGUCUGGGCGUGCUGAAGCCAGUGCUCCUGCCGGUGGACUGCAGUGUGACCGCUCGCAUCAACACCUGAGCAGUGCCCAGUGCCUUCGUUUCUGAAGGCAGUUUUAGCACAGAGACUUCCACAAAUCCCCCAUAGCACAGCACUGACCCAAGGCAUCUCAUUGCGCUUCCCUCCUCAUUUUGCCAGGGGGAUGUGAAGACCCAAGCCCUUGGCAGGGUGGUGAGCACUGGCUGCACCCUUGCAGCCUGAGGGCAAGUGGGGAGGGAGUGUAAGACACGCUGUGCAGCAGCACCACCAAGUCCUAGGUAGAGCGCAAGUCAUUUUCUGCAGCAUGUGGCUUGGUAAAAGCAAUGUUAUCCUGCUUUUCAAAAGAGGGAGCAAGACUAAAGCUGUUGCCUUUGUGCCAAGUUGAAGUAAAUCCUCUGCCGUGGGACGGAUUGCAACAGUUGGGCAAUAUCUCAGACCACCAGUAUUUCCUCUGAAAUCAGUGGAUCUCUUAGCAGUGUGGGUUGUUACUAAGAUUGAGUGAAGGUCCCAUAAUUUGGCCUCAUCUGAAUUGUCCUUGCUAUGUUUGUCAUCAGAGUCUGUCUCAGAAAAGAUCUAGUGUUGAGGCUUGUGGCCCUGUUGAAAUGGGGGAUGAGGUAUGAAUGUGGUUGGUGGAAAAUGCAGAUUCAGUAAGUCCAGAAAAUACAGCAUGGCUUCGGUCUUCUAUCACAGCCCAACUCUGCUUAAAUAUCAUGGUGUGCCUGAGGAAAACAUAGCAGGGACUGCUUCACGCUGCAUCUGACAAACUGAUGCUCUUGGGGUUUCCUACGUGCUGAAAGGGACAGAUGUGUCCUGUUACAAGUCACUUAGCCUGUUUCUGUAAGAUGUGUUAUAGCUGACAGAUCACUGUUAAUUACAAUUUUCCCUCGUAUUUUUUGUAUCAGCCACCUCCAGUAAGGUAGCAUAUGACCUAUUCAAGAUAAUGGGCAAGUAAAGCCGGAAUUCCCCAUUCUUCUUCUCUAAAUGGUUUGCUAUUAAUCUGGCAAGUCUGUGUGCACCAACUUUUUCUUAGUGAAAGCUCACAACACUCUGGGGGGUGUUUUUAUAAGAGACUGUUAGACACACUCUGCUCCUUUCCACCUCUACAAACUUCGGUGAGUAUGUCUCCUUGAAUCACUCUAUUCUUAACGUAUUUACAACCUGAUAGCAAUAGAUGUCUUUCUUCCCUGGCAGUUCACAAGGAUAUACUAAUCAGUGUUUAUUAUAUUUUUAAUUCUGUAAAUAUUUAUUUUGGUACUCUGUGUAUUUAUUGGCACUGAUUCUGGUGUUUGCUUAUGUGUCAUUGUAAACGUUGAUGGUUUCAAUAGUCUUGCUUCUAAUGAAUGUAAGGAACUCAGACUAACUGCACUUUUCUUCCAUUCAAAAAUCUUACAGUGAAAAAUAUUCCCACUGUCAUAUUAUGUGUUAUAAUGAAUACGAUUAAUAAAAUCAGUUGUCACUUUUCAUUG